CUCGGGUGCCGCAUUGGGUGAAAGGAACGACGCACAGCAUAGCGCUGUUGACGCUGCUGCAGCUCAGACCCCUUGCAUCCGGAAGGCAUCCCUUGCAUUGGGUUGGGAUGUUCGAGAACCCGGCAACCCUAAAAAUUACCAUCCUCUUAGGUAACAGAGACCAUCGCCCAGUUCGGUGAAUAUCUGCGUCGGGUCAACCACGGUAAGAAGACAAGGAGUGUACCACCGGCGUAAAGUUUGGCAGGCUGCACGAUGCCAGGAGGUUUGUGCUUCGUGCAGAGCUGAGUUCUCGAGCUAUGCAAAAUCGCCACUGCCUGCGACCAGGGUGUCAAAAUCUCUCAUUUCGGAUACUGUCAAGGGGGUUGGCGACUCAAUCUUCUCUGGUCAACAGGAUGCAUCACCGCCCUGCUCUUAGAAGGAAGCGCCAACAUGGAACCCAAUGAGGGCUUCGCAGAUGUCCAAACCACGAUAGGUCGUCCACGAAAGUAUCUGGGCUCUGUUGCGCGUGUUUGGGACAGAUGACCGGAGCCAGGGGGCAUCGAGGUAUUGGAGGUUGCUCUCCUCCUCGAGGCAUCCAUAAUGACUUCACCAGCAAUGCAGUUCUCGCCUCCAAGCUUGGGCUAUGAUGCUUCUCUUUGCUCGUGGUCCGGAAUUUUCCCGGCAAUGUCCUCGUGUCAACCACUCCCUCCAUCUUAUCUUUCCAGGCGGGUAUGAUUGUAUGGCCUGGGCGUGUUCUCUGUGGCAUUGAGGGAUCAGCAAACCAUCUUGACGGACGUGCUCAGAUGGCGAGGAGCUCUUCCCAGAGACUAUAGUUGGUGCCGCAACAGGUCAGCUUUUUGACGACAGAAUGUCGUGAGAGAGAAUGACAUGAAUUGGAGUGCUUGCCCUUUGAUACCCAAGGACGCUUGAAGCGCAAGAAUGCCAUUUUCCUUGGUGAGAACGUCUGCGUUGCUCUUGAGGUAGGCAGUAUGAGUGACGGUCUGGCUUGCCUUAAUCCUCUCUAAGAGGUAUACUCUGAGGAUGAAGAUGGCGGAGAGCAGAACUACUGGAAGAUGUUUUGCUGAUGUUGUCAACAAUGGUCACAGGCAAGAACUGGGGCACAGCUCUCCUUUCUGUCGUCUGCUGCAAAAGGAACAAGGAGCGGGAGGUGCAACAAGGCGCGGAGGGCUCCUUGUUGGCACAGCACGUCAUCGUAUCGUACAAAAGAGCAGCUGAAGAUCUCGCAAGCCUUGGACAAGCCGUGUUCUGAUCGUUCGAGCCAUCAAAGAGGGGGGAGAUGCAGUUCCAGGUCGUCUCUAUGCCUCGUUUUCUUGUGGGAGUCAAUGCAAGGUGGUUUGCUGCCCGCGCAUUGUCGAGGGGUCAGGGUGAUGCCGAACCUUUGUCCACAGAUGGCUUGUUGCAUCGUGGACAUUGCUUGCUAUGUGAAUUGUCGAGCCACUAGGCGAAAAUUCGCGGACAGUCCAUUCACUUUCCAUCUUCAAACCUGCCUAGGAUUUCUCUUCCACCUUGUCUACACCUCACCGCCAUCCAACUUUCCCAUCACCGAUACCUCUCACACAACUCAUCAAAACAUCUUCAAACCAUCGGCGUUUUCCACAUUCCUGAACUCUCAAACCUCAACAACUCGAAGUCAACCGUCCAGUCGCAAUGAGUCCAAUUGCGGGUAACGAAGCCUUCCUGGCCGCUUGCAUCAAGUAUGCCAAGGAGAAGGUCACUGUCGACUUCGAAGCUCUUGCGAAUGAACUCAAGAUGAGCAAGGGUGGCGCUGCCAACAAGUUCCGUGCUAUCAUGAAGCAGCUCGAAGAGGAUGGUGCGGCGUGGACCACCAAAGACGACAAGGCUGAGCCCCAAGCUGCUGCUGCUACAGGUGGUAAGCGCAAGGCCACUGCCAAGAAAGGCGCUCCGAAUAAGAGUUUGGCGAGAAUCACUCCCAAGACCAAGGAUGAAAUUACAUCUUCCGAGACCGACGAGACCGACAACGAACCUCCCAAGAAGAAGGCCCGCGGCAAAGCUACCAAGACCAACGCCGCUAAGCUCGCCGAAGGUGCUGAGAUCGACAAUGACGCCGAUGUUGCUACCACGCUCGCAAAGAAGUCCAAGGGCAAAGGUGUCAAGAAGGUCAAUCCCGCCACUCCUGAUGAAGGCAGUUUGGGUGAUGAUGAAGCGACGCCAGGCGACCACGAGGCAGCCAAGUAUGCAGUGAAGAAGGAUGUGUCCACGUCGAAAAUGGUCAAAGCCGCUGCUGCGAUUUCCAAGACCGACACCGUUCCACCUCAGGAUGACAACUAACAAGACAUCAAGACUUCGGGCCAUCAUUUACAUGCACUGAGGGUUUCUUGGCUUCUCGGUUACUCAAGUUGGUGAUCAUGGAUUGGCAUUGAAGAGAACUUGGGUAUUGGCGUACGACGGUGAACACAGGGCAAAGCAUGACAUUUGCAGCAGAGAAGUGGGAUGAUUGGUGAACGACUCUUCUUCUGAGCACCACAGAGCAUGUAGCUAGUGACAGCAUCGCUGAACAAAAAAAAAAGGCGC
Molecule: messenger RNA, 2532 nt
Organism: Cladophialophora immunda
Lineage: Eukaryota; Fungi; Ascomycota; Eurotiomycetes; Chaetothyriales; Herpotrichiellaceae
Exons: 3
Coding region: 1648-2289 (213 amino acids)
Source: RefSeq, a predicted model, not a curated record